Molecule: messenger RNA, 2664 nt
Organism: Paramisgurnus dabryanus
Lineage: Eukaryota; Metazoa; Chordata; Actinopteri; Cypriniformes; Cobitidae
Source: RefSeq, a predicted model, not a curated record
GUUGCAAUAGCUCAAGCGCGCGCGCGUGUUCUCCGGGCUCGAGCUGCGGCGGGAUGAGGAUGAUCUGAGCGAUCAGCUCCCGCGACGCGACGAGACGCGCCGCUCGCUGUCUGCGGUGACACUCAGGGUCGUCUGAUGAGCGGUCGGUGCUGAUGUGAGUGACGUUGGGUCGGGUCACUUUAACUCACCUGCACUGGAAUGGACUGUGGCAAACAUGUGUGUUGCCAUGGUGAUUAUUCACACUAAAACACUGGACAAGAAACCCGUUGAUGAUGUAACAUCUACACCGUCUCUGCAGCUGCACGAGUCCCCAACCAUGAGCCAGGGGACGGCCCUCUUCUCCUGUGGAAUCAUGGAAUCGGGUCGGUGGACCGAGGUCAGCAGGGGCUGUGGUAUCCAGCAACGGCCCGUAGGUUCCAGUCUGGAGAGCCUUUGGACCGGCGUGGAGGAGACGCGCUCUGCUCGCGAAGCGGGUGCCAUCAGUGGUUUGCUGUGCGAUUUGAGUCUGAGUGAAGCCCCAUCUCCUGCCGGUGCCGCUCCGCCCAGCAAACGUCAGUGCCGUUCGCUUUCCUGCUCCGACGAGCUGGCCGGGUGCCGGUCCGCGUGGCGACCGCAGGGCUCGCGGGUUUGGACGACUGUGGAAAAACGUCGCUGUCUUAGCGGGGGUAGCGUCCAGCGCGGAGGUUCAUCCUCCGUAUUCAGCCAGACAGGAUUUCCUGUGAUGCAGCGCAGUUCCAGCUUCAGUCUGCCCGCACGCACAAACCAGCUGGAGUCCUUCGGCCGCACAUUUACAUUCCACGCCUCCUCCGAUGCACCUCAGCAGGCUCACUACCUCUCUCAAGAGCAGAUCUCCCCGAUUGAAGCCGGCGGGCCAUCGGAGACCAGCUCUCCUGACAGCACUCCUGAGUUGGAGCGACGCGGCGGUAAGGGGGGUCUGGCACGCAGCCGCUCACAACCUUGUGUCCACAAUGACAAGAAGACCGGCGUGAAGCGCAGGAGACCAGCAGAUAGUCACAAACAGAGACCUUCCUUGGAUCUGCUGAAGAUGACAGAGAAGCUACCGGAUUUUCACAGCCUCAGCUGUCCUGGUUUCACCGGAGACGACUGUCCAGCGUUUGCGUUUACAGGUGAAUCGUUGCAUAUGGGGGGUGACGUCACAUCAUCUCAUCGGCAGUCAUCUGACAACAGCUGGGCAGCAGGGCUGACCAACGGCAAGGAGCGUGAGCGUUUGUGGGCGGGGCUGUGUAGCGGGAGGGGGCGGGAUGUGUUCCAGCUGGGUGGAGAAUUGGACAUUGAACAGAUUGAAAGAAACUGAGACACGUCGAGCUCAAUGCAGCUCUAAUGCUCCCAGAAUUCCUUGCUGUUGGAGUAUUAUGGGAUGGACGCUUCAGUAAGUGAACAUAUGUAAUCGACUCAGGGUGACGCACAUGGAGGACGUGUUCAUCUUAACGUGAUCUGCGCUGAAGUCUGGCGAGCUUUGUGUUGUGGAUGAAAACACACGUUUAUGGUAGUCAUGAUUAGUGCCGUGUCACACAUGAUGACACUUGGGACAAAAGUCAGACGCAGCAGGUGAACACAAACACACGCGCAUACACAAACAAACAAACACACACACACACACACACACACACACACACACACAUGCAUACACAUAAUAAAGGGCUUCAGAUGUGUAACAAUAGUAAUAUCAGGUAUUUCAGUUCCUCACUGGUGAUGAAAAGCUAUUUAGAAAUAUUUUUGUCUUUUUACAAUAUAGUAACUACAGAAGUAAAUGUACUUAUUUCUAUAUGAAUAAACAUUUUAAUGUGUUUGUAAAAAAACUCUGUUAACUUUGACUCAAAGUCCACAUCCCCAGUCUUUACUGUGGACCACAUGUCCUUAACCAGUAGGACUGACUGGUAAUGUUAACUAGUCAGACCUCAAAAUUACACAAAAUCACAAAAAACUUUAAACCCAAACGAUCAUCAUUUUCAUCUAAGUCCCAUCCCGACUUAUUACCGUUUUUGUUUAUUCGUAUACCACAGGUCUGUUAAAUGCUUUAUUCUGAUUGGUUGAGAAUUGUUUCAUGGGUUUUGAUUAUUUUUCUAUAACCGCACACCUGACCUGUGGUAGACCAAUGUCUGUGGUAAUUGUGGUUUAAGAGAAAUAAUUGUCUCCGGUCCUUUGGAAAAAACCUAUCUAAGGGAUUAUUGAUGACGGGCCGUUAUUUGAAUUAUUUUUGAAUAAUUUAAUGGCCUCUCCUCAGUUAAUUUUUUGCAAUAGAAUAGUAAGACUUGUUUAUGGUAAUGUAAUUGUGUGAUGCAAUAGUAACAAAAAUGCUUCAAAAAGACCUCAGAGGAGGCAGCAGACAUGAACUAAAAGCCACAAAUCUAUGAUUCUGAUGUUAUGUGGUGUUAGACGUGGAGAUGUUUUCUAUUCCCUGAGUGCUGCCUUUAUCUCUGAUUCAAUACCCAAAGCACAGUUUACAUAAAGACCUGUCUGUCUGUCCUAUACACGUGUUUGUGUGUGUGCACGUGUGUUUGUAUGUGCAUGCAUGCAUGCGUGUUUUUGUGUGUGUGCAUGCGAUUCUUCUUGAUUUCCUCUCAGAACCGCAAAACCUCGGAAUCAAUGUCCUGCAUACACGAGCAGACUCCUUCAAUCCUGUUUGAAAGCGUUUGAUAUUGG